Molecule: messenger RNA, 1338 nt
Organism: Chrysoperla carnea
Lineage: Eukaryota; Metazoa; Arthropoda; Insecta; Neuroptera; Chrysopidae
Product: PH, RCC1 and FYVE domains-containing protein 1-like
Exons: 4
Coding region: 247-1338 (363 amino acids)
Source: RefSeq, a predicted model, not a curated record
UAAGUCCACGUGUUAUUCACAACUGUCAACAUGACAGUAAUACUUUCUAAAUAAACAAAUUUUCUUGACAUCUUUAUUACACGUUUCUUAUAACAACGUUCCCUCAUUUGUACAUCUUUAUCAAAUAUGAAGUUGCACUGACAAAAUACAUCCGAAGUCGAUCCUCACCAUUCAUAUGUAGAAUGGGAUAAUAUAAUAAUUAUAAUCAUCACUAACAAAGCCACUAGUAUAUAAAGCAGCAAAUAAAUGAAAAAAAAAAUCAAUAAAAUGAAGGUCUUUUACACGGGUGUUAAUUUAUAUGGACAAUUCUCAGAUGAAAUUACCGAUGAAAUUAUUAAUGAAUUUACGGAAAUCAAUAUUAAUGAAGAUAUUAUAUUCUAUGACGUAUCGUUAACAUACAGCGUAAUUGUAACGAAAACACAAAUAGUUGUUCGAGGUUUUUUUAAUGGACGACCUUAUCAAAAUAUCAAAAUUAUCGAUUUUAAUAUAAAAUCAAUAAAGCAAAUAUCAUGUAACGAAAUUCAUAUCUUAAUUUUAAACAAAAAUGGAGAUAUUUGGCAGUUAAAGGCAUUAGAUAAUGAUAAAUUUCAUUUAAUUACGAAUUUUAUUCGAUGUGAAUCUAAAGAAAAAUAUGAGAAUGAUAUUAUUACAAAAAUUUAUUGUGGCAAAAAUAUGAAUUUAAGUGUUUCCAAAUUUGGACAUUUAUUUAACAUUCCAACUCGAUUAAAUUGUGAUAAUACUGUUACGGAUGUGGCAUGUGGACAAGAACAUGGUAUUUUGUUAUGUGAUGAUGGUCGAGUUUAUACUUGGGGAAUAGGAUCGCGUGGUCAAUUAGGUCAUGAUGAUUUAGAGAACCAAUUAGAUCCAUGUGUAGUAAAAGCGUUAUGUGGAAUUCAAAUAAAAAAAAUAGCUGCCGGUGGUUGGCAUUGUGCUGCUCUGAGUGUUGAUGGUGAUGUAUAUGUUUGGGGUUGGAAUUCAAAUGGACAAUUAGGAUUUUUUAAUGACAAUAUGGAACAAAGUGUUUGUAAUACAUCAACCAUAUGUAAUGAAGACAAAUCAGUCGAAUCGAUUUCAGUUUUAUUUACACCGCGACCUUUGACUGUUGAUAGCGUGGAUUCUAAUAUUGUUGAUAUUGCUUGUGGAAUGAGACAUACUUUAGUACUACGUGAUGAUGGAUGUUUAUACGGAACUGGAUUUAAUAAAUAUAGUCAAUUAGGAAUAACGAAUACUAAAGAAAAUCUUGGUCGGAUGACUAGAAUAAUAAAGUUUAAUAAACCAUGUGAUAAAAUUAGUAUUAACUGUGGUCCUUAUUGUUCGACGUAUUCUUUAUAUGAUUAA